UAAUAAAUACAAUUACCUUCAAUGGACUUAUAAGAGACUUUUUCAUAUCAACCUAAAAACACAAGACACAUCAAUAAAAUCAGAAGCUUCGCUUGAAACUUUAGCGACAUAUCGUAUUGGAGUUAAGAUAAAAACAUUGCAAAAAUCGAAAGAUAUAACCCAUCAUAUCGUACAAAGUACAGAAGAAACCCCAUGACAGUGCUAUUCGCAAACAAACACUGGGCUUUGGCCUAGAACGCUCAACGAGAAGACUUGAAGAAAAAGCCAGGAAAAUGCAUAUCAGGGAAAUAGCUUUCCUGCUCCUCGGCCUGCUGCCUGGAAUUAUCCUGGGCAAUCGCUACAAUCAGCUGCAUCUGUACGCCAAUUCGGCCGGAGGCAGCUCCUCAUCCUCCAGCCCAGGAAGCUAUAGACCUUCCCAGUCGUCCCAGAACGAGGUCUACUCCAUAGCGGACAGCCAGCCGAUGACGGAGGAUGGCUACAUGCCCUCCAAUCAGCACAAUCAGCACUUUCCACCCGCCCACUCCGACCUGGAUCCGCCUGCCCAGCAGCAGAGCACCUGCCAAACGGUCUGCGCCUGCAAGUGGAAGGGCGGCAAGCAGACGGUCGAGUGCAUCGAUCGACACUUGAUCCAGAUACCCGAGCACAUCGAUCCCAAUACCCAGGUGCUGGACAUGUCCGGCAACAAGCUGCAGACCCUGUCCAACGAGCAGUUCAUCCGUGCCAAUCUGCUCAAUCUGCAGAAGCUGUAUCUGCGCAACUGCAAGAUUGGCGAGAUCGAGCGCGAGACCUUCAAGGGGCUGACCAAUCUGGUGGAGCUGGAUCUCUCGCACAAUCUCCUGGUGACCGUGCCCAGUCUGGCCCUGGGCUACAUAUCCUCGCUGAGGGAGCUCACCCUGGCCUCCAAUCACAUACACAAGAUCGAGAGUCAGGCCUUCGGGAAUACGCCCUCGCUGCACAAAUUGGAUCUCUCGCACUGCGAUAUUCAGACCAUUUCCGCCCAGGCCUUCGGUGGCCUCCAGGGACUGACGCUGCUCCGCCUGAACGGAAACAAACUCAGCGAACUGCUGCCCAAGACCAUUGAGACCCUGAGCCGAUUGCACGGCAUCGAACUGCACGACAAUCCGUGGCUCUGCGACUGCCGACUGAGGGACACAAAACUCUGGCUGAUGCAACGGAAUAUCCCCUAUCCGGUGGCUCCCAUUUGCUCCGGCGGUCCCGAGAGGAUCAUCGAUCGCAGCUUCGCCGAUCUGCAUGUCGAUGAGUUCGCCUGCCGACCCGAAAUGCUGCCCAUUUCGCAUUACGUAGAGGCUGCCAUGGGCGAGAAUGCCUCGAUCACUUGUCGAGCGAGAGCUGUGCCGGCUGCGAAUAUCAAUUGGUACUGGAACGGACGACUGCUGGCCAACAACUCGGCCUUCACCGCCUACCAGAGGAUACACAUGUUCGAGCAGGUGGAGGGCGGCUUCGAGAAGCGAUCGAAGCUGGUGCUGACCAAUGCCCAGGAGACGGACUCCAGUGAGUUCUACUGCGUGGCCGAGAACCGAGCCGGCAUGGCGGAGGCCAAUUUCACCCUGCACGUUAGCAUGCGGGCCGCGGGAAUGGCCUCCCUGGGAAGUGGCCAGAUCGUAGGCCUAAGUGCCGCCCUGGUGGCCCUCAUUGUCUUUGCCUUGGGGGUCAUCAUGUGCCUGCUGCUGAGGGUCAAACGACAGCCAUAUGUGGACAGCAAGACGCCCAAUCACAUGGAGGUGAUUACGUCGGUCAACCAUCAGAACUCCAUAACGAACAAGACGCAGCCGGCGACGGGAAAUGGCAGCAUUGGCGGCGUGGUCAUUGCCAAUGGGGCAGUGGCCAAUAUUAUUGAUGGCGGAGUGGUGCAGGGCGGAACUCUGGAGCGGAAGAGCAGUGGCAGGGGCGUCUCGCACGGGGGCCACGAUCAGAGAUCAGCAAAUCCAGUACAGAAGCCGCCGCGACUCACCGACCUUCCCUACUCCACGCAGGGCUAUGACAACAACGGCAGUGUCCUGUCCACCGCCUCCUGCUUCAUCUCGCCCACUGGAUCCACCGGAAAUGGUGGAAAUAACCCGGAUCUCAUCAACGACACCAAGCGCUUUGGGAGCGAUGAAUUUGCCGAUCUGAAGAUACCGCCCAUCGUGGGAGUCGGGGGCAGCGGGGAGUACAGUCGCGCCAAUGGCUGCGACUCCCUGUAUCCGUCGGGCCUCUGGGAGCACAGUGCCCCCGGGGGCGCCACAUCCGCGGACGAUCUGUUCAUGAAGCGCUACACGGACAAGACACCCAUCAUAGACUCAACGCAGCUGUAUGACUUGCACGAGCGGACGGCGGCCACGGAUUAUUUCAGCAAAACCUUCCCCAGAUCCCAUCUACAGCAGGGAAUGACAAGCGUUGGCGGAGGAGGAGGAGGAACUUCAACUGCCUCCACUGUGACCACCAAUUUGUCGGGUGGCUCCUCAUCGGGUUACCCCAAUGAUUAUGGUUUGCCUCUGGUCCCGGGGGCCGAGCACCAGCACAACCAUCAGCUGCAGAUGCAUCCGCUGCAGCAGCUCCAGCAGCAGCUGACCUCCACGCUGAACCACCAGAGGCGGGCGGAGGAGGGCAGCUCCACCGGGAGCAGUCCGCACUUCAGUAGCCGCACCCUGCCGCGUCUGCACGAGAACAGUGGGGGCAGCGGGGGCGGCAGCUCGCGGUCGUCGCCCACGCCGGCCAACCAGGGAGUCAACCAGGCGAACCCCAGCACCAGCACCUCCAGUUCCUGCUCCAUCCUGCCCAACGGGCAGCCAAUCAACGCCAAGACGAUACGGGUGUGGCAGAAGGGCGGGGUGCCCGUCCUGCCGCCCGUGACGGCCCUGAAAAGGGCCCUGAUCAGCAGCAGCCGCAACUCGCCGGACGAGGGAUACCAGGAAGGAUGCGGCACGGAUGUGUAAGCACUUCGCACCGAGGGAAAGAGGAAACCAAACCAAGAACUGACUAAACUUAACACAAAAAAUAAGAAAAAGAAAUAAGAUGUAACGACGAUGGUGGGGAGGUAGCUCUUUUUAGGUAUAACACUCAUAAAUAGAUAGCUCCGGGGUCCUAGGCGAGCAGCGAUUAUUGUGCAAGCGAACUGUUUGUGAUAGUGUCUGACAAAAAGAUAAUGCGAAUGAAGAUAAUAAUUGCCCAAAGCAAAGAGAAAGCUAAAACGAAAUCAACUGCACUACACUAAAGUAUACUCUCCUUGGCAAGAAACUCAACUAACUAAACUAAACUAAACUAUAAAGCUAAACUAAAAACCUAAAUGUAAAAGUAAACUAAUUAAAAAUAGGAUAUGUACAGCAACAUUUUCUUUAAAUAACAUGGCAACUCUCAACUCCCCGCAUAACGAAAAAAAAGAUAAGAAAAGAAAAUAACCCAAAAACAUAUAUGGAAAAGCAACCAUGUGAAUGUAACUAAAUCUAUAAAUAUUUAAAUGUAUGUGACUAUGUGUGUGCAUGUGUGUGUGUAAUUUCUUCGUUGUUCGGUUAGAAAAAAAAAGUAAAAAGGAUCCCAAAACCAAUAAGCCCUUCCUCCAAGAGUUAUAAUCAUAAAUCAGACCCGAGGAACCGAACUUGCGGCUCAACAUUUGUAAGAUAUACAUUCACAUAUAUGGUAUGCAUACGUAUGGUAAAGCUGCAGAAGAAGUAAUAUAAAUCAUGGUAAAUGUAUAUAUUAGAUAACCCAUAGACAAGGAAACAAAUUCUUGAUCCGACAUUGUUUGAAAUUAUUCCAUGUCCUGUUAGAAGCUGUGAAAUAUUGUAAAACUAAAGCAGGCUCUAAGUCUAAACAAAGGGUAGCAGUAAAUCCUUUUUGCAUCUUAUAAUUACGCAUUAUUUCCUUCCUUAUUACGUUAAUUGCAAAAUUAAAAUAAAAUUCCUUCCCUUUGAACUUUUUGCAAA
Messenger RNA from Drosophila takahashii, 3923 nucleotides. RefSeq names its product kekkon 1 (gene kek1). Gene Ontology annotation, molecular function: protein binding. The record is from RefSeq and is a predicted model, not a curated record. NCBI's taxonomy places the organism in Eukaryota, Metazoa, Arthropoda, Insecta, Diptera, Drosophilidae.